AUGGCAAUGUCGAGUCGGAGGUCCAAUGGUGCCACCGGGAAAGAUCUCAUGAAGACUUUCAGAGGAAAUCUCCAAGCUGUGGAAGCUGGAGAUGCCCUCUUGUCUUUGGAUGCUUUUUGCAAGAAGCAUCAUGUGCUCAUGAAGGAGAUUUUGGGCAUCACUACUCGGCCGACUGCAGCUGUCAUGCGUGAAUCAAUGAGCUUGGUGUGGCCAGGGGCACCAAGCUUGGAGCUGAAGACGUUUGCGAAUCAUCUUCACGAAGUUUACAAGACUCUCUUCACGAAGACUCGCAACAUGUCCACAGGAGGAAGGCUGGCCGACAGCAUUCAGGACAUGUGCUUCUUCAUCAAGGACUUGCUCCGUUUACCGGAGAGUAAGCAGGGGUCCAAGAGGGCAAGCUCAGGCUCUGCCCGGUCGCCCAAAGCCUCUCCGAAGAAGAAGAUCAAGCAAAGGCUGGACUCGACAUGCCAAAAGGCAUCGACAAGGAAACUUGAGGUUCACGUCUCUGUGUCCUCUUCGGAUGCAGGUGCAACAGUUAAGAAGGAGCCGGCAGAAGCUGCAGAACCUGCAAGCCAUACGAGAGAUGGGCCAAGGCCUCUGCCUACAGGCCAAAUCAGCAAGCUAUACCAGCAGGCUGCAUCGGCCGCCAGCUUUUUCCACACAGAUUUGUCAGUACCAACGGUGCUGCGAAUUGCAGGUGACAGCCGAGAGGCUGCCAAGAUGCACAAGGGGCCUUCUGGUUUUGCUGUGGCAGUGUGGUCCGAUGGGCAUCAGAUCGUGAGCGAGAUCCCGAACCUUCUGCUGGACAAAGCAGCUGCAGCCAAAGCAUCUCCUAAAGGAAAAGCAAAAGCAGCUAGCAAAAAGAAGCCAGCUGCAGUCAUCAAGAAGCCAGCCUGCCUUCCGCAGGAAGAUGGAGAAUCUCCAGCUGCAGGUGCAGAUGAUGCUGCAGCAGGCCAAGAUCUCGAAGCCCCUGCCGAAGCCGCUCUGGUUCCAGUCGAUGCUCCAGCUGCAGAUGAUGAUCAGGAUCCGAACUAUGGGGAUGUGGCGGUUCUCCCUGCAAAUGCGGUUCUUCGGAAGGAGUAUCGUGCAGCAAACAACACCAUGGCCUUUCGCAUGAUUUGGCGAAACGAAAAGAACAAAGAGUGCAAGAGGCAGAUGUUCCAGCUGAAAGGCGGCUCCGCCACCACGAAGGAGCAAUUGCAUGCAACAGGAGAGGAAGCCCUACGAAAAGCUCGAGCUGGAGAGCCUUUGGCCCAGGUCGAGACCAUGGUGCUCGUGCCGCUCUACUGCGAGGACAAGGACUGA
Messenger RNA from Symbiodinium sp. CCMP2592, 1305 nucleotides. The record is from the annotation of a GenBank genome assembly. NCBI's taxonomy places the organism in Eukaryota, Dinophyceae, Suessiales, Symbiodiniaceae.